Oppiella nova is the source of this 570-nucleotide messenger RNA. The record is from the annotation of a GenBank genome assembly. NCBI's taxonomy places the organism in Eukaryota, Metazoa, Arthropoda, Arachnida, Sarcoptiformes, Oppiidae.
AUGGCCAGAAGUGUGAGCAGAAGUCGCUCCAGAAGUCCGCACAAUCGGCCCAAAGAUCGUGUCAUCAAACGGAAGACCCAAAGGGACAGAGACUUUGAGAGUAAGGGCUCGAGAGGUAGGGAUAGGGAGAGGGGGGAGAGGGAGAGGUCGCGGGAAAGGGAACGGGAGAGAGACAGAGACAAUGCCCGCGAAAGGGACAGACCUGACAGACCUGUCGUGAGAGACAAACCCAGAGACAGAAGUGAUAGGAAUAGAGACCAUUCCAGUGAUCGUCGCAGAAGUCGGUCACCAAUGAGAAGACGUCGCAGGAGUCGAUCCAAAGAGAGGAGUUCAGCGGAUCUCAAGAAACAAGAGAAGAGACCGGAGAUCAGUGCCGAGGAUUUGGAGGGAAAGUCGCCCGAAGAGAUCGAUAUGAUUAAGACCAUGGGUUUCGUGGGCUUCGACACCACUAAAGGCAAACACGUGAAGGGGAACGACAUAUCGGCCGUACAUUUGCUACAAAAGCGCAAAUACAGGCAAUACAUGAACCGGAAGGGAGGCUUCAACCGACCCCUCGAUUUCGUCGCCUAA